AUACGAGUCUAGGGCUUCUUCUUGAACCAAAAGUUUUAACAUUUAAGAGUGUCUUUUAUAUCUUGACGACGGUUUUGUUCUUGCUCUCUGUGUGGAAGGCGGCUAGCUAAAACAACUGAUCCGACAAUGCCUAAGCAAAUCCACGAGAUCAAGGACUUCCUUCUCACAGCUAGAAGGAAAGAUGCUCGAUCAGUGAAGAUCAAGAGGAGCAAAGACAUUGUGAAAUUCAAGGUCAGAUGCUCAAGGUACCUGUACACGCUCUGCGUCUUUGACCAAGAGAAAGCCGACAAGCUUAAGCAGUCUCUUCCUCCAGGUUUGAGUGUGCAAGACCUUUGAAGAUGAAGCCAUGUUUCCGUGAUGAUGAUGAAUCCAUGCUUCUUCUUUAUAAGUUUUCUUAGGAGAAAAUGUUUUGUGUCGUUACAUUAUGUUUCAGACGUUUACAUUAUGAGUGUGCUUUUGGAUUUAUUCAGUUUAAAAAAAAUCAAAUACGGUCUCGCUCUGGAUUAAAUUUUCUUAGGGUUCUAAAAAU
Molecule: messenger RNA, 529 nt
Organism: Eutrema salsugineum
Lineage: Eukaryota; Viridiplantae; Streptophyta; Magnoliopsida; Brassicales; Brassicaceae
Product: 60S ribosomal protein L38
Exons: 3
Coding region: 127-336 (69 amino acids)
Biological process (GO): protein-RNA complex assembly; translation
Cellular component (GO): ribosome; cytosolic large ribosomal subunit
Molecular function (GO): structural constituent of ribosome
Source: RefSeq, a predicted model, not a curated record